CAUUUUCAUUUCGAGCCGCCAGCCCCGAUGAGCACGAUGACGGAGGCCAACAUUGGCUUGAUGAACUCGCUCCUCGGCUACGACGUGGUCGUCGUCUGCUGCUCGACGCCCUUCCAGGCCGCGUACUGGCAGAAGCGCCUCAUGGCCACGCGUGGCACCAUCUCGCCGCUCGACAUGAAGGUCAUUACCGUCCACGAAGACUGGGUCGGCGGCGCCGGCAACGGCCUUGGCACGCUCUACGCCUAUCAAAAGGCCGUCGCCGAGGGCAAGGCCUUGUAUGGCCCGGCGUUCGACCUCACCGAAGAGCUCAAGGCGAGCCGCAUCUCGGUCGCGCUCUACCACACGGCGGGCAAGGGCACGCGCCUCGCGCCGCUGCCCGGCUCGGAAAACAACAACAAGCCGGGCGUCAAGCUGCCGGCGAUGCUCAAGAUUGACGACACGUAUGUGCCCAUGACGAUCCUCGAGGCCGUCAUCAAGCAAACGGGUGUGUACGCGGCGUCGCGCCGCGGCCGUCUCUCGGUGUUUUGGGGCGACCAGGUCUUCAUCCCGAGCGCCGCCGUGCACUACACGCCCGUGCACCACAUUGACAUUCUCGCGACGCUUGCGCCGAUGCCGAGCGCGCAAGAGUGGCACGACAAGGGCCUUGAAAAGUAUGGCCUCAUCGCCGUCAACGCCGACAACCAAGCCGCGCAGGUCGACAAGGUGAGCCACGCGACCGCGCUGCGUCUCCUCGCCGACUUUGGCCACCUCAAGAGCGUCGGUACGAGCCUUGGCAGCUUUAGCGUCGACCAUGACAUGCUCGUCAGCCUCCUCGACGAGUUUGCUCAAGAACUCUCGCAGAAGGAAGGCAAGCUCGACACGGACCCGCACUUUUGGAUGCCGUUCACGCUGCCCUUGACGGCGUACGUCGAGGUCAUGACGCAGAAGGGCACGUCGGCCGACUUUUCGCGCCGCCACUACGAGCGCAUGCAGUCGAUGCUGCAGCGCUUUUACAACUCGCGCCGCGAGAAGCUCGGGCUCUUUGGCUGCAUUGACGUCGGCAGCGCGGCUUACUGGUGGGACUAUGGCCAGCUCAAGCUGUACCUCAAGAACAACUGCCUCGUGACGGAAAGCACCACGGAAGCGUCGUGCCUCCGCAGCUUCCUCGGUAUCCAAGACCCGCUGCAGUGGAGCGAGGUCGGGUCGAGUGUCACGACCGACCACGUCGCCGUGCUUGGCUCCAAGGUCUCGACCGGCCGCAUCGUGCGCAGUGUGCUCAGCGGCGUCGCGACGGACGCGGUCGACGUCGAAGACUCGAUCUUGAUCAACGUGACGGCGCGCUCGAUCAAGGCCAAGCGCUGUGUCCUCUACAACGUGACGAGCGAAGACGUCAACGGCCUCGAACUCUCGGACGGCACGGUGCUCGUCGGCGUGCUAUUGCCGAACGGCGACCGCCUCCUCGUCGAGUCGCAUCUGAGUAUUUGCGGCGGCGACGCGUGGAAGACGACAUUGGACAUGAACGUGCACUCGUUUGAGCAGAUUUACGUGCUCAACGAAGAAGCCGACGUGGCCGAGAUCGAAAAGCUGUGCCAAGACGAACACCUUCGCAUUCGCGAGCUUCUGCACCCGACGACGACGACCACCAACGGCAGCACGACGUAUUAGGACCACGUAUGGGUCCGCCUCGCUAGAGGAUCUCGUAUAUAGGCCACUUAUUCGGCAGUAGUAAUUAGAAGUAUACACAUUCCACAACCCU
This is a messenger RNA of Saprolegnia diclina VS20, 1735 nucleotides long. RefSeq lists its product as hypothetical. The transcript has a single exon. Bases 28 to 1644 code for a protein of 538 amino acids. The record is from RefSeq and is a predicted model, not a curated record. NCBI's taxonomy places the organism in Eukaryota, Oomycota, Saprolegniomycetes, Saprolegniales, Saprolegniaceae.